Sceloporus undulatus (fence lizard) is the source of this 4087-nucleotide messenger RNA. Its product is annotated as BTB/POZ domain-containing protein KCTD1. Gene Ontology annotation, molecular function: transcription factor binding; transcription corepressor activity. NCBI's taxonomy places the organism in Eukaryota, Metazoa, Chordata, Lepidosauria, Squamata, Phrynosomatidae. Gene Ontology annotation, cellular component: nucleus. The transcript is spliced from 5 exons. Gene Ontology annotation, biological process: protein homooligomerization; negative regulation of DNA-templated transcription. The record is from RefSeq and is a predicted model, not a curated record. Bases 90 to 2738 code for a protein of 882 amino acids.
AUUAAACGCACACACACAAAAGCUCUCCAGCGCUGCGGUCCAAUAUAGGCGCAUGCGCCCUGCCCGAGGACUGGCAGGGAGACGGCAAUAUGGCGAGAAUGCCUGGCAGCGGCAGCGGAGGAGACUGGAGCAGCGGAGCAGCGGGAGCAGGAGGAGGAGGAGGAAGAAGAGGCGCAGGUGGCGAGAACAAAGCCGGGGAGCGUCCGCCGGGGCGAGGAGGGGGCCUCCACUAUUGUAGCGCCGGGGAGGAGGAGGACGGGGAGGACGAGGAGGAGAUCCAGGAGGUCCAGAUAACGGGGGAGGAGGAAGUGGAAGAGGAAGAGGAGGAGGAGGGCGAUGGAGGGAUCCUGCUCUUGGACGAGGAAGAGGAGGAGGAUGAAGAGGAGGAGGAAGAAAGGGAGAUGGUGAUGCUGGGCCUGGCUUGGGACGGCGAGGAGGAGGAGGAGGAGGCGGGCCAUAGGAUCCGUAUGGACCAGGGCCCUCUCCGGGCCCGCCUUGGAGGGCUCCGCCGCGGCGGCGGCGUCCUCGUCGGGGCUCCCCCUGCGGUCCUUGGCCCCUCCGCUCCGGGCCUCCCUGACCCCGACCUCCCCGCCGCUGGCAGGGCCCUUUCUGCGCCGGGCAAGGCGGCCCUGGCGGAGGAGUGGGACCCGGAGCUGCUCCUCUCGCCUCCGCCUCCUCCUCCUCGGCCGGAGCGCUCGCGGCUGAGCGAGAACACGCGGCUGGCCACCCGGUACGCGGUGCGGAUCUUCCGGGAGUACCUGAGCGAGAAGGCGCAGAGCCCGGACUUCGAGCGGCUGGACAAGGGGGCGCUGUGCCGGGUGCUGCGCUCCUUCUACGCCGAGGCGCGCUCCAAGAGCGGGCAGCUCUACUCCAAGUCCUCGCUGAUCAGCAUCCGCAGCUCCCUCAACCGCUACCUCAACGAGCCGCCCUACUGCCGCACGCUGGACCUCACCAAGGACCCCGAGCUCCGCGCCGCCAACCUGACGCUGGCCGCCGUCAUCCGCAAGCUGGAGGAGCAGGGCGCCGGGCCCGUGGUCCAGAAGCAGGCCAUCGCCCGCGCCGACCUCCGCAAGCUCUACACCUGCAGCGACGGCGUGCUCAGCCCCCGCAGCCCCUUCGGCCUCCUCAACAAGGUCUGGUUCGAGACCUGCAUGUACUUCUGCACCCGCGGCCGGGAGAACCAGCGCGAGCUGGAGGAGGGCUCCUUCGGGCUGGCCGCCGACGAGGACGGGCGCCGCUUCGUCUACUUCAAGGCCCUGGGCCCCUACCACAAGUCCCGCUCCGGCUCCUCCGCCUCCUCCUCCUCGGCCUGGGGCAAGCGGAGGGGCGCCGAGGGCCACCGGGACGGCGCGGACGAGGAGAGCCUGCCGCGGAUGUACGAGACCGGCACCGAGUUCUGCCCCUACGCCUCCUUCGUCAAGUACCUCUCCAAGCGCAACCCGCUCUGCAAGGCCUUCUUCCAGCGGCCCCGCGACCACUGCAGCGAGGGCGACCUGACCUGGUACGAGAACAAGGCCAUCGGGAAGAACCUGCUGGGCACCCGCAUGCAGAUGCUCUCCAAGGCCGCCAAGCUCUCCAAGACCUACACCAACCACUGCAUCGGCGCCGUCUCCGUGGCCACCCUCAACAGCAUCGCCGGCAUCGGCUCCCGCCUGACCCCCGAGGCCCUCAACGGCCGGCCCCGCCUGGCCCUCCCGCCCGCCCAGGACCCCGGCAGCCCCCCCAAGCCCCGGGGGGCCCAGGCCGCCAAGAGAGAGGCCUCCGCCGCCGGAGCCCCCGCCUCCCCCAAAAGGCGCUGCCUGAGGCCGGCCCAGCCCCUCGACGCCGCCUCCCUCAAGCGCGACCCCGCCUCGCCUCGCCUCCUGCCCGAAGCCAACGGCCACCGAGGCACCGGCUCGCCCGCUUCGGGCGCCUCGCCCGCCAUCCUCCCCCCGUCCUUGGCUUCACAGGACAGCCGGCCCAAUAUGUCAAGACCUCUGAUCACUAGGUCCCCUGCAUCUCCUUUGAACAAUCAAGGCAUUCCCACGCCAGCACAGCUCACAAAAUCCAAUGCACCAGUACAUAUUGACGUGGGUGGGCAUAUGUACACCAGCAGCUUGGCCACACUUACUAAAUAUCCUGAUUCAAGAAUUGGGAGGCUUUUUGAUGGCACAGAGCCAAUUGUUUUGGACAGCCUGAAGCAGCACUACUUCAUCGACAGGGAUGGCCAAAUGUUCAGAUAUAUCUUGAAUUUUCUACGAACGUCAAAACUCCUCAUACCAGACGAUUUCAAGGAUUACAGUUUGCUAUAUGAAGAAGCAAAGUAUUUUCAACUUCAGCCCAUGCUAGGGGAAAUGGAGAGGUGGAAACAAGACCGGGAGACAGGCCGUUUUUCCAAAUCCUGUGAAUGUCUGGUUGUCCGAGUUGCUCCAGAUCUUGGAGAAAGGAUUACCUUGAGUGGUGACAAAUCCUUGAUAGAAGAGGUGUUCCCAGAAAUUGGUGAUGUGAUGUGCAAUUCAGUGAAUGCAGGUUGGAAUCACGAUUCAACACAUGUAAUCAGAUUUCCUUUAAAUGGAUAUUGUCAUCUUAAUUCAGUUCAGGUACUUGAGAGGUUGCAACAAAGAGGAUUUGAAAUUGUUGGCUCAUGUGGUGGAGGGGUGGACUCUUCCCAGUUCAGUGAAUAUGUACUUAGGCGAGAACUCAGACGGACAUCUCGCUCAUCUUCUGUCAUUCGAAUAAAGCAAGAGCCUCUGGACUAAGGACUUUUUUUCUUAUGCAACAACAAAAAAAAAGAGGGACCUCUUUCAUGUGCAGUUGGGACACCAAAAGAACCCUGGAACGAAAAGCUGAAUAAAGACACAUUUAUAUCAAAUAUAAAGACCAUACCUGUAUUCAUAUGGGAGCAUUUGGAAUAGUAAUAACCUCAAGGUGUAAAAUAUGUAUAUGUGAAAUGUUAGAAAUGAAAAAAUAAAAAAACCUAACAAUGGUAGAUGAGGUUGGUGCUGUAAUGGCCAUUAAGUGUCCUAGGCCAUAGCUAGGCCUGAUAUAACAAUACAGAAGCCAUUGCCAUUAGAGGGAGGCUCACAACUCCUUUUUGUUUCCUAUUGCCCAAUGGUAACAUGCUUUUCAGCGCAUACACCAUCAAUAAAAUUUACAGACACCUGUCUUAGAAGUGAUUGGACACAACUCCAGAAAACAUCCAUCCAUUACAUAAGAAAGGUCACAGACAGCAAUUUCUAAUGUAGCUUGUACAGAAGGAAUAUACUUCUGUCCACCUGACAGAUGUGAAGAUUUGUCUUCUUCUUUAAUUAUUUUUUUAUUUUACAAAGGAGCCAGAAUUUUGUUACCACUUAGUUCGAUGUGAUUUGGUUUGAGUCUGGUGUUUUCAUAUGUUCCACCUCUACCAACCCCCCCCCCAAAAAAAAACCCCAUGAUCAUAUAUGAAGUACAAUAAAUUUUGUUAAAACAUCAAGUCUUAAACUAAGGCAUACCCAAAAAUGUUAAAUAAAACUUUAAAAAGUAAAGGUUAAUGUUAGCUUUUACCUUGUUUUAUUAAGCAUUUGAUAUGCUUACUGGAUAUAAGUGGUGUUGAAUUCUGUGUGCAAAGGACAAAAUGAAGGCAUGAGAGAGUUAAGGGAAAGUGAUUACAGUACUUUAUUUUUAGUACUGUACAUAGUGGGAAAUUGUUCUGGUGCACUUUUUGGUGCUCCUUUUUCUCCCUCACUGAUCCUGUUUUCAAACAUGGUCAUUUUGAAAAGAUCCUGCUGCCUAUCAUAAAGCAGUUGGUAAAGCAAGGAGGGAGGUUGUUUUUUGUUUGGUAAAGCAGUUGAAUGCAGUUCUGUACAAUUAUCUUUAACUACUUCUACUGCUAACAUUGCUACAUAAUAGAAUUUCAUCAGUGCCCAUAAAAUCAGUCCCCUGACAUUCAUACUCAGGUUUUCUUUUUCUCCCCUUAAUGAAAUAUUAUAACUCUGUGCUAUUUUAAGUAACACAGGCGCGUUACAGACGUGCCAAAGGGGCGUGCUAGGGUUGAGAAGGGGCGUCACUUCCUGAAGCCCCUCAACCCUAGUACGGACCGAGUCUAUACAAAAUGGAGGCGCCCGUCCAC